Messenger RNA from Nyctereutes procyonoides (raccoon dog), 537 nucleotides. RefSeq names its product ribosomal protein S17 (gene RPS17). The record is from RefSeq and is a predicted model, not a curated record. Gene Ontology annotation, molecular function: structural constituent of ribosome. The transcript is spliced from 5 exons. The coding region runs from base 84 to 491 and encodes 135 amino acids. NCBI's taxonomy places the organism in Eukaryota, Metazoa, Chordata, Mammalia, Carnivora, Canidae. Gene Ontology annotation, cellular component: ribosome. Gene Ontology annotation, biological process: translation.
GGUUCGGCGGAAGCGCCUUUCUGGCCCGCGCUUUAUAGGUCUCGCUUGUGCUUCCUGUUUCCUCUUUUACUAUACCCGCCAACAUGGGCCGCGUGCGCACCAAAACCGUGAAGAAGGCGGCCCGAGUCAUCAUCGAGAAGUACUACACGCGCCUGGGGAACGACUUCCACACCAAUAAGCGAGUGUGCGAGGAAAUUGCCAUCAUCCCCAGCAAGAAGCUCCGCAACAAGAUCGCAGGCUAUGUCACACAUCUGAUGAAGCGGAUUCAGCGGGGCCCGGUGAGAGGCAUCUCCAUCAAGUUGCAAGAGGAGGAGAGAGAAAGAAGGGAUAAUUACGUGCCCGAGGUUUCAGCCCUGGAUCAGGAGAUCAUCGAGGUAGAUCCUGACACUAAGGAGAUGUUGAAACUCUUGGACUUUGGAAGCCUAUCCAACCUGCAGGUCACUCAGCCUACAGUUGGGAUGAAUUUUAAAACACCACGGGGAGCUGUUUGAAUCUUUCUGCUGUGCUGUAAUAUCUUCAAUAAACCUUGGACAACAA